AUGCAAUAAAAACUUUCGAGAGCUUAAUUGAUUAGUCAUUAUAGGUAGAAGCCUAUUGAAUAAAUGCCUGAAUCUUUCAAAGCAUUAUGCCAAUAGUAUCCAUAAGCUUUUAAAGCUCUAAGCCAGAAUCCAUAUUAGACUCGACCUAUACGUGGUUUCAAUUAAGGUUAGUUUAAUAAAUUAAAUUAGAAAUUCUUGUAUAUUCAAGUAAUUGUGCUACUCCUCUCAAAACAGCUGGUGUGUAUUAAAGUGGAGGAGGAGAUUUAUUUCGAUUUGAUGAAUAAUAAAUACUCACUCCAUAACCAAAAUAAUCAAAUACUUUUGAUUGGAGUUAGUAAUAAUUACAAAGCAUAAAAAAAGAAAUAGUAUUUAGUAGGAGUAUUCCUGGAUAAGUUAAUUAUUUACUUUAAAAAAUAUGGUAUUAUGUGGAUGAUUACUUAAAAGUUUAGGGUAUUAUUUUUGAUGUACAUUAGGUCCUUUCAGUUCAAUAUAAAUGGACAAUUGGUAUCUAAAAGGUUAUUUUGAUGACAUUUUAAGAAUAGGAUUUAAGCCUGAAAAUUCGGAGAGCUUUAUUAGAAUUUAUUAAUUGAAAACUUAAAAAUAAUCCAAAAAGGUUUUAAAACUAUUAAGAAGAGGAUCUUGUCCACCUUCUAUAACUGCAUAACAAGAAGCAACAAUUUAAUUAAAACCGACAGUCUAAUAAUAAUAACAAUAAUAAAAAUAAGAUAUUUAAUAAUAAAUUGAAACGCAAAAUAUAGACAAUGCCCCUACUAUAAGAGUACCUACUUUAAGAAAAAAAAAAUGA
Paramecium pentaurelia is the source of this 805-nucleotide messenger RNA. Lineage: Eukaryota; Ciliophora; Oligohymenophorea; Peniculida; Parameciidae. The record is from the annotation of a GenBank genome assembly.